Uloborus diversus is the source of this 1504-nucleotide messenger RNA. RefSeq names its product zinc finger protein 846-like. Gene Ontology annotation, biological process: regulation of transcription by RNA polymerase II. Gene Ontology annotation, molecular function: RNA polymerase II transcription regulatory region sequence-specific DNA binding; DNA-binding transcription factor activity, RNA polymerase II-specific. Gene Ontology annotation, cellular component: nucleus. Bases 264 to 1178 code for a protein of 304 amino acids. The transcript has a single exon. NCBI's taxonomy places the organism in Eukaryota, Metazoa, Arthropoda, Arachnida, Araneae, Uloboridae. The record is from RefSeq and is a predicted model, not a curated record.
UAAAGAGACAUAACAAUGUCCAUACUGGUGAGAGAACUUUUCCAUGUGACGUUUCUUCAAAGACAUUUACUGAGUCUGCAAGAUUAAAAGUACACAAGAGAGUUCAUACCGACAAAAAGCCCUAUUUGUGCGAAUACUGUUCAGAGGCAUUUUAUGACGGUCGACGCCUCAAAGCGCAUUUGAAGACCCAUAUUAGCACAAAACCGUUUUCAUGUGAGUAUUGUUCAAAGUCCUUUGCGUGCGAUUCAGACUUGGAGAAACAUAUGAAGCUUCAUACAGGCGAAAAAAUGUAUUCUUGUGAGCGUUGUUCAAAAUCAUUUACUAAAUCUUACGGCUUAAAAAUUCAUUCCAGAAUUCAUACUGGCGAAAAACCACAUUCCUGUCCACAUUGUCCAAAAGCAUUUUUUACGACUUCCGCCCUGAAGGCACAUGUAGGAGGACAUACCGGCGAAAAACCGUAUGCGUGUGAGUUUUGCUCACUUGCAUUUUCUACGCUGUCAUAUUAUAAAAAGCACUUAAGAUUGCAUACUGGCGAAAAGCCUUAUGUCUGUGAACAUUGUUCAAAGGCAUUUCCUUGGUCUGGUUCCUUGAAUAAUCAUAUACAGAUCCAUACUGGCGAAAAACGAUACUUGUGUGAAUAUUGUGCAAAAACGUUUGCUCAAUUUGUUCAACUCCAGGGUCAUUUGAGGUCCCAUACUGGUGAGAAACCUUUCUCGUGUGAGUUUUGUCCAAAGACAUUUUCUCAUGCUCCGAGCUUGAAGAGACAUAUGGAAACCCAUACAGGAGAAGCGCCACACGUGUGCGAAUAUUGCUCAAAGGCGUAUACUGCAAUUUCAGUGUUGGUCAGACAUAUGAAGACCCAUACUGUUGAAAGAUUCGUUACGUGUGAGUUGUGUUCAAAGACGUGUUUAGACAAAAGGGAUUUGAAGCGUCACUUGAAAACCCAUGGGGAUAAACCACACGUCUGUGAAUUUUGUUUCAAGGCGUUCCGUUCGGCUUAUCCCUUAAAGGUUCAUAUAAGGACUCAUACUGGCGAGAAACCGUACUCCUGCGGGGAUUGCUCAAAAACGUUCGCUAUUUCUUGGCGAUUGAAGAGACAUGUGCUGAAAAAACAUCAGUUUCCUGCGACUGCUACACAAACGACUCCCGAAUCCGAGGACUCGAAAGAGAGACAAUAAGUAAACUGAAUUUUGUUUGAAGCUAUUUUCAUUACUAGGUUGUUGAGAAUUGUGUGUGGAAACUUGUACUUUCAUUUUACCUUCGUGUCAAUUUUGCCCAAAUACAUUUAUUUCGGUGAUAUCCCAACUGCCACAAUCCCCCUGGGGAUCAGAGGCAGAGUUAGAAACAAGUAAAAAAUCUUACUGGUCCCUCGGACCAGUCAACGUGAAUAUGUACUGGUCCUCAAACAAUAUCACUGGUCCGCUUUAAAUUAAACACUAAAUAUGUUUGUACCAAAAAAUUACUUACACUUUAUGAUUACAUUUUUUAAGUUUAAGCUUAUUGA